UCUACCAUCCAACCCCAUGACCCAUCAAACACGCAAUUACUUAUUGUAAUUUGAUCAACAAAAUCAAGUCGUAGCUUUUGGGUCAUAUGUAUGGAAACAUUUUCUCCUCUUCCAUGAAUAGACACGAUGACUUCGCAGUGAAAGAAAACCCAAGAAAUUAAGUAUAGUGAGGACGAAAUAAAGAGAGAAGAGUCUCUAGAUCUACUCUAGAUCGAUCACUAGUACCAUAUCAUCGAUCAUGAACUCAGCAAAUCACUGGGGAGGCUCAUUUGAGAUAAACACAGCGGAGGUGUCUGCCUCAGGAGAGUACGAUAGGAGCCGCAGCGGGGAAUGGGACGGGGCAGCCCUGUAUCAUCAUCAACAUCUAGACGAAACCCAACAAAGCUGGUUGUUGGGGCCACCGGAGAAGAAGAAGAACAAGUACGUCGACUUUGGUUGCAUUAUUGUUAGCCGCAAGGCCCUCAAAUGGAUAUUGGGGUCCUUUGUGGUGGCUUUCUGUGUCAUUGCGCUCCCCAUCAUCAUCGCCAAGUCUUUGCCCAAGCACAAGCCCCAUCCUCCCCCUCCAGACAAUUACUCUGUUGCUCUCAACAAGGCCCUCCUCUUUUUCAACGCCCAGAAAUCUGGGAAUUUGCCCAAAAAUAAUGGUAUUCCCUGGAGAGGGAAUUCAGGGCUAAAUGAUGGGAUCAAUGGCACCGAUUUGAAGGGAGGGCUGAUUGGAGGAUACUAUGAUGCUGGAGACAAUGUGAAGUUUCACUUUCCAAUGGCUUACGCCAUGACAAUGCUAAGCUGGAGUAUGAUUGAAUACAGUCACAAAUAUAAGACCAUUGAUGAGUACAACCAUGUUCGGGAUAUCAUUAAAUGGGGCACUGAUUACUUGCUCCUAACCUUCAAUUCCUCCGCCACCAAAAUUGAUAAGAUCUAUUGCCAGGUUGGUGGACAUCAAAAUGGCACCGACGUCCCAGAUGAUCACACCUGCUGGCAGAAACCGGAAGAAAUGGAGUAUACACGGCCUACACAAACUUGCGUUUCAGGACCGGACCUUGCUGGGGAAAUGGCAGCAGCCUUGGCGGCAGCCUCUAUAGUUUUCCGGGACAAUGGUGCCUACUCCAGCAAGCUCAUCAAAGGUGCCCAAACACUCUUUGCCUUCGCAAGGGACAGUGGAAAACGGACGCGAUACAGUAAUAGUGGUGGCAGCUCUUAUAUCGCUCCUUACUAUAACUCCACCGGCUACUACGACGAGUACAUGUGGGGAGCUGCAUGGCUGUACUAUGCCACUGGAAAUAAAACCUAUCUUUCCCUGGCAACCAACGAAGGGAUUCCUAGGAAUGCCAAAGCGUUUUACAUGACUCCAGACUUGAGCGUGCCAAGUUGGGAUAACAAGUUACCGCAGGCCAUGCUAUUGUUAACAAGGCUCAGGAUAUUCUUGAACCCUGGCUACCCUUACGAGGACAUGUUGCGGAUGUAUCAUAAUGUCACUGGUCUUAACAUGUGCUCUUAUCUUAACUCCUUCCAUGUCUUCAACUGGACACGUGGAGGAAUGAUCAUGUUGAGUCGUGGAAAGGCACAGAAUCUGCAGUACGUGGCUAAUACUGCUUUCUUGGCAUCUCUAUUUGUUGAUUAUUUGAAUGCCACUGGUGUUCCGGGAUGGAACUGCGGCCCCAAUUAUGUUUCAUCGGAUGUUCUUCGAAACUUCGCCACCUCCCAGAUGGACUAUAUUCUAGGUAAAAACCCCAUGAACAUGAGCUACGUUGCGGGGUAUGGCGCCAAGUUCCCUAAAUACAUCCAUCACCGGGGCGCAUCAACACCCAAUGACCACAAAUAUUACUCAUGCAAAGUGGGAUGGCAGUGGCAGGACAGCAAGAAGCCCAACCCUAACAACAUCACAGGAGCCAUGGUUGGAGGGCCUGAUCAGUUUGACCAGUUCCAUGAUGUGCGCACCAAUUACAAUUACACCGAGCCUACUUUGGCUGGAAACGCUGGACUGGUUGCUGCACUUGUAUCCCUGACCAGCACUGCUGGCAAUGGCAUUGACACCAAUGGCAUUUUUUCAGCAGUUCCACCACAAUACCCACAGAGUCCAUCACCUCCACCACCGUGGAGGCCAUGAUAUAUAUGCAGAGAUCGAUGCAAUAAUCCUUGUGUUUCGAUUUUUGUUCCGUAUUGUAUAACUUUAAUCUUCUUGUUUGUAUAAAAUCAACAUCUGUUCUGUUCAUUCACAAUCGAGACUUACAUAUGUAUACACUUGCUUUUUUCCGUAAAAGAUUCAACGCCCGG
This is a messenger RNA of Corylus avellana, 2274 nucleotides long. RefSeq names its product Six-hairpin glycosidases superfamily protein (gene KOR2). Lineage: Eukaryota; Viridiplantae; Streptophyta; Magnoliopsida; Fagales; Betulaceae. The record is from RefSeq and is a predicted model, not a curated record. Gene Ontology annotation, molecular function: hydrolase activity, hydrolyzing O-glycosyl compounds. Gene Ontology annotation, biological process: carbohydrate metabolic process.